Messenger RNA from Hydatigera taeniaeformis, 990 nucleotides. The record is from the annotation of a GenBank genome assembly. NCBI's taxonomy places the organism in Eukaryota, Metazoa, Platyhelminthes, Cestoda, Cyclophyllidea, Taeniidae.
AUGCUUUCAUCAGUCCUUCACCCCGUAACACCCAAUUGCUAUUGUGUAAGACCAAGAGCUAAGGUGACAGUUGUCGGUGGUGGCUCUGUUGGCAUGGCAUGCGCAUUCGCCAUAAUGAUGAAGGCACUACCCAUUUCAUUGUUAUUCUUUAGGACCGAAAAAGUAAAAGGCGAAGUAAUGGACCUUGAACAAGGUCAACAGUUUCUUAACAACUGCAGAAUACAAGGGGGCAGCGAUCACGCCCUUUCAGCUGGAUCUGACAUAAUUGUUAUCACUGCUGGUGUUCGACAGCAACCCGGAGAAUCUCGCUUAAAUUUAGUUCAACGGAACACUGAUAUAUAUAAAGAUCUCAUCCCAAGUCUAGUGAAACACAGUCCUGACGCAGUGCUGCUCGUUGUGUCCAACCCCGUCGACAUUAUGACCUACGUCACCUGGAAGCUAAGUGGAUUUCCUCGUAACCGUGUACUCGGGAGUGGGACUACUCUGGAUUCCGCAAGAUUUAGAUUCUUCCUCGCUCAGAGAUUUGGUGUAGAUCCUCAGUCCGUGCAUGGAAUUAUAAUUGGUGAGCACGGGGACUCAUCAGUCGCUGUCUGGAGUAAGGUAACCGUUGGAGGCUGCAACUUAUCCUCUAUAAAUCCUGCUAUUGGAACAGACAGUGAUACUGAGAAUUUCGGGCAAGUUCACAAAGACACUGUGGGAGCAGCCUACGAAAUAAUCAACCGUAAGGGCUAUACUGCGUGGGCAAUUGGAGUUUCAACCUGGAAGAUAGUAGAUCUUAUAUUGAAUAACAAGAAUGCGGUAAUCCCUGUUACGACUGCAGUCAAGGGUCUUUACGGAAUAACAGAUGAUGCAUUCCUCAGCCUCCCUUGCGUCGUGGGCGCUACGGGCGUUGCGAGCGUGGUCAAUAUCCCGCUGGAUGAUGCAGAAAUUACCUCUUUGCAAAAAAGCGCUCAGUUACUUCGGGAAACGACCGAUGGGAUCAAUUGGUAA